CUCCAUGCGCGGAGCCGGGGAUGGCCGAGCCCGCCCCGCCUCCCCCUCGGGCGCGCCUGAGGGGGGUCCUGCGGGCAGGGGGGACCGGCGAGCCGAGCGCCGCCGAGCCUGCCCGACUGCUGACGAGCGUGUUCGGGGCCUUUCGACCGAGUUCCGAUGAGGCCCGAAGCGGCCCGAGCCGCUCGGGCCCCGUGCGAAGGCGGCCGGCGCGCGCGCUCCCUGCCGGCUGGCCAAUGGGGCGCGGCCGAGUCCGCGCGGCGCGGCCCGAAGCGGUACCUGACGGAUCGGGUGAGACCCGAGCCCGCCCGAACGCGGCCGAGUCCCCGAGCGGUGCGGCCCGGCGAGGCGAAGAGUCCCGAGCGCGCUCGAGCAGUGUCCGAUCUCAGCCGAAGGCGGUAGCGAGGAACGCCGAUGUGUGCCGAGUCCUCUCCGAUCGCGCCCGAGCUCCGCUCGCCGGCCCGAACGGAGACGCCCGAACGGGCAGCGCCCGAAUCCGCCCGAAAGCGACCGAACCGGGCCGAACGCUCCGAUCGCGCCCGAAGGCGGGUGGGCGGGGCGAGGGCCCGCGCGGGGGCUGUCGGGACGGCGAAGGACCGGCGGGCGGGGCAGGGGUGUCAAGAUGGCGGUGCCGAGCCGAGGUGAGCGGUGUCGCGAUAGCAACACAACAGCGACACGACAGCCCUUUCCGGGGCACCGGGGGGACUGUCUCCCACCGUGCUAGAGGAAGAACGUCAGAGAUCCUGUCAUCGCUUCCCUUGCACAUCCUGCUUCAUGUAAAUGGGGUUUAUUACGUCUUCUACUUCUUGGCAACUCUUGCAAUGAUUAUUUACAAAAGUCAGGUUUUCAGUUAUCCAGAUGAUUUUUUGGCUCCUGAUCUUGCUGUGCUUUUCCUUAUGGCCAUUCUGGAAGUGCCUCGAUUGUACUUGGGUUUCAAGGGCAACCUGACAGAAGCAGAGGUGCCGCUGGGGCUGAGCCUGGGGCUCACGAUGGGCAGUGUGCUGCUGUGUGUCUACCUGCUGCUGUGGCAGACCUAUGUGCUGUGGGCAGAUGUGCUCCUAAACGCCGUGCUGCUCUCGGCCUACGGGCUCGAGUCAGGGCUCAAGGUCACGGCCAUCGCUGCCUUUGUCAGCUGAGCCCAGCCCUUCCCACACAUUCCUUCUCUGAAAGAGUGGGGCUUCACCUCCACUGCUGAAUUCCUUUGUAUAUAAAAGCCCUGUAAAGCUUCUCUCUGGUUAAAUGAGAAGUUUUGGGGACAUGGAUGUCCUGCCUAGGAGCUGUGUGAUGCAGUCCACCACUGGCUUAUUUAUGGACAAAGGCAAGGGAUGAAUCACAAAGCACUUGAAACUCUGGUAUUCACCAGGGGUCAGUACUAAAUAUCCAUUCCCAACACAGGAUAGGAGGCAGUGCCGCUGGCAUGGUGGCAGUUUUCACGGCACGGGAGCAAUAUGCAGCCCAAGUGACACAGAAAUGAAUCAGGCCAGGGCUCACUUGUGCCUUGCCACGCACACGUCCGUGUUUGAGGGCACAGCUGCUCUGCUGCUCUCAUUUGUGUUUCCAGACCUCAGUGGUAAUUUCCCUGACUUUAGUAGGGCAGAACCUGAUGUAUCCCAGCGGGGGAGAGUGGAACUGGGUUUUGUGCAUACCUGGAGAGCCAAGCCACAAGGUUUGGCAGCCAGUUCUUACUACGUGAGGGGAUGUUUGGUUAGACAGGAUGGCUUUAAAAUGAACAAAACCAUUCAACAUUCAUUCUCCCUUCUGUCCUUUUUAAAAGUCCAACAGAAUGUUGGCAGUUUUAUUUCUAUUCACUGUUAAAUGUGCUUAUUUCUACUUUUUUGCAAAAAUUACUAUAUUCAAAUCUGUCUUAACUUCUAACUGGUGCAAGUGCAGAGUUUUUUACUGUCUCAAAAAUAUGUGCUAAUGGAAAGCUUUGGGAGUUCCUGGGUUUUUGAAGAAGCCUAUUUUCUAUUCAGAAUUUCCUAUUUUUGUAUUUAUUUAUUCAUUCAAAUAAAUAAUGGUUUAGAUC
This is a messenger RNA of Serinus canaria (Common canary), 2023 nucleotides long. It is a transcript of the gene TMEM80, whose product is annotated as transmembrane protein 80. Gene Ontology annotation, cellular component: ciliary transition zone. The transcript has 5 exons. NCBI's taxonomy places the organism in Eukaryota, Metazoa, Chordata, Aves, Passeriformes, Fringillidae. The record is from RefSeq and is a predicted model, not a curated record. Bases 21 to 1133 code for a protein of 370 amino acids. Gene Ontology annotation, biological process: non-motile cilium assembly.